This is a messenger RNA of Drosophila nasuta, 2278 nucleotides long. RefSeq names its product tyrosine kinase Abl (gene Abi). The transcript is spliced from 7 exons. The record is from RefSeq and is a predicted model, not a curated record. Gene Ontology annotation, cellular component: SCAR complex; lamellipodium; actin-based cell projection. Gene Ontology annotation, biological process: neuron migration. Lineage: Eukaryota; Metazoa; Arthropoda; Insecta; Diptera; Drosophilidae. Gene Ontology annotation, molecular function: signaling adaptor activity; SH3 domain binding. The coding region runs from base 144 to 1580 and encodes 478 amino acids.
UUUUUCAACACUGUGCUGCGUUCUUUUCACUACGUCUGUACAAUGUAAAACAGCAAUUGCAUUUUUAUUGCAUUUAACGCGACGCAAACCAUUAUUAAUAACUAUUUCAAGUGCAAGCGGAUAGUAAAUCAACAUCUUUACCCAUGUUAACCGAAGCCCCAAUGGCCAGUGACAAAAUCAUGGACGAACUAGCAUCAUUGAUACGCACCGAAAUUCCCGAUGGCCGCCAAAGUCUGCGCGAUAGCUAUACGAACUUGGAGCGUGUCGCGGACUACUGCGAGGACACCUAUUAUCGGGCGGACAACAAGAAGGCGGCCCUCGAGGCGACCAAGAACUACACGACGCAAUCCUUGGCCAGCGUAGCGUAUCAGAUCAAUACUCUCGCCUAUAGCUACAUGCAGCUGUUGGAUUUGCAGGCGCAGCAGCUCAGCGAGAUGGAAUCCCAGAUGAACCACAUUGCGCAGACGGUGCACAUACACAAGGAGAAGGUGGCCAGGCGUGAGAUUGGCGUGCUAACUGCCAACAAGGUGAGCUCGCGUCAGUUCAAGAUUGUGGCGCCCAUCAAUCCCGAGAAGCCCAUCAAGUAUGUGCGCAAACCCAUCGACUAUUCCAUACUGGACGAGAUCGGACAUGGCAUCAACUCGGCUCAAUCCAAUCAACAUGUGCGUCAAAAGCAUCGUGGCUCGAGUCAUGGUUCAGUGCAAUCGCUGGUGCCGUCAUCGGUGGGUCCGCCUCCCACCACGAAGCCGCCAACGCCGCCGCAAAUGUCGCGUGCCGGCAACACGGGCACACUGGGCAAAUCGGUCAGCAAUACGGGCACACUGGGCAAGAGUUCGCGCGAGUAUCGCACGCCACCGGUGGUGAAUCCACCGCAAGUGCCUUCGCACUAUGCGCCCAACUAUCCCAUUGGGCAUCCCAAGCGCAUGUCGACGGCUUCAUCGACCACCACAACCACGACAACUGGUGGCGGAGCAGCGGGCAAUGAGCGUGCAGCCGGGUAUAGUGCAUUGCCAAUGCCACCGAGUCAGCAGAUUGCGACGCAUGUGAAUCUGCCGUCGGCUGGAAUGAUGCAAUCGCUGCCACCGCCGCCGCCCACAACUUACGACGACAGGAGCAGCAUGCCACCAGCGCCUCCCUCGCCGCUGACAGUGUCGCAGCACGAGAUGACGGAGCAGAGUCACAUUGGCAUGCACACGCUGGGACGUAACAUCAACAGGAAUCCCAAUAGAAAUCAUUUCAGCUUGAACUUUGCACGUCCUGGUUCGCAAUCUCCACCGCUGCCACCACCGCCGCCGCCAGAGGAUGAGCACCAGGACUUUGGACGUCCUCGAACCUCAACUGGACCGCAGCUGGCGCCCAUUGUGCCCGAGGAUCAGAACUUGCCUGGCUGGGUGCCCAAGAACUACAUCGAAAAGGUGGUGGCCAUUUAUGACUACUAUGCCGAUAAGGACGAUGAGCUGAGCUUCCAGGAGAGCUCGGUGCUCUAUGUGCUCAAGAAGAACGACGAUGGCUGGUGGGAGGGCGUCAUGGAUGGCGUCACUGGGCUUUUCCCCGGCAACUAUGUGGAGCCCUGCGUCUAAGCAAAUGGCAUAAAUAUUAAACAAUAAGACGACGACGAUGAAAAGCAAAAGCAAACAACGCAAUUUGAGCAUAUUGAUAAACUAAAAGCCACAGCCACGCUCGAGAAAGUAUUCCAUAUAUAAAAAAAAUAGCAUAUAUAUAGUUGAAUCAAAAAACAACAAAACACAUGGUCCUAAACACACACUCCAGCAAAUGAUUGACUGACUGAUCAAUCGAUGCAUUUAUAUUUGAGCACUUUGCGAUUUUCUACCUAUAUACAUCUAAACUAAAUAACUCGUAAACCUAAUAGCUGAAAUAGCCCAAAAAACAAAAGUAAAGAGAACCUAGAAUUAUGACCUACAUCGUAAGCUGACAUAGACGAAUUUGGUCCGCACUCUUUCCUCGCUCGCUCUCCCACGCUCCAAAGAAGACGUGUUUAAAUAUUUGCCAGUUUUGUUUAUACUGCGCUUGCCUCCCCCGCUACCAACCUUCAUUCUCUCUCGCCCCGCCCCGCUCCUCGCCAUGUCGUAGGUUAUACGAAUUUGAGUUAGCCUUAAGUAUUGGCCAGUUGGUAUUGUUUUUUUAUAAUGAAUAAUUACACUCUUAACAAUAUGCAUACUAAAUAUUUAGUUAAAAUGAAAUUACCACAAAAACAACAACAUAAAAAAGAGAAAAUCAAAUUUAUUAAAUAUAUAUAUUACAACAAUAACGUAUAUAC